This is a messenger RNA of Macrosiphum euphorbiae (potato aphid), 3747 nucleotides long. NCBI's taxonomy places the organism in Eukaryota, Metazoa, Arthropoda, Insecta, Hemiptera, Aphididae. The record is from the annotation of a GenBank genome assembly.
AUGGCUCUAACGUCCGCCGCGGUGCUCGUCAGCUCGGUGCUGCUGGUCAUGUCGGCGUCGCUGAGUAAGACGCUCCGGCACAAGCCGCCCAACGAGUGCGAGUGGCUGGCCGUGACCGCGUACGGUGACGAGACGAUCGCGUCGCAGACCGUGUCCGACGAACAAGAGGUGGCCCUGCACUGCCGUGUGCGGACCAUGAACUCCGAGCUGGAAAAGACCAAUUUUAGUAUAAUACAGCCGCAGUAUACGGUCAAGCUGAAAAUCGAGUGCAACUCGCAGCUGUACCUGCUCAGCUCGCUGGGCACGGGCACGUUCCAGACGCUCAUCGAUCUCAGGGAGCUGACGAUCGACUCGUGCAAGCUCAACAGCCUGGGCCGGGAGUCGUUCCGCGGGCUCCGGCAGUUGCGUAACCUCACGGUCGUCACGCACAACAACGACUGGACGUCGGUCAACAUGGAAGUGCAGCCCGAUACGUUCCUGGAGGAGCUCAACAUGCUCGAGCGGCUCGACUUGAGCCACAACAAUAUCGCCAAGCUGCCGGAGGGCGUGUUCUGCUCGCUGCAGAACCUCGUCUACCUGAACCUCACCCGGAACCGACUCCGGCACCUCGAGCUUUUCCACUUCGGGUCGUCCGGGCAACAGAAGUGCGGCGCCAACCUCCAAGUGCUCGACCUGUCGUACAACAACUUCGACUCGAUCAACUCGCAAGUGUUCUCGCACCUGACCAACUUGCAGGACUUGCACUUGCAAGGCAACGUCAUAUCGGUGAUCGGUGACCACGGUUUCGACGGCCUGUCCGCGCUGUCCGUGCUCAACGUCGCCUCCAACCGGCUGGUCAAUCUGGCGCCCGAGUUGUUCGCCGACACUCGCGACCUGCGCGAGAUGUACCUGCAGAACAACACCAUAAACGUACUUGCACCCGGGCUGUUCAACGAACUGUCCCGGUUGCUGGUGCUGGACCUUUCCGAAAAUCAGCUGACCGAGGAAUGGGUGAACGCGGCCACGUUUACCGGUCUCGUGCGCCUCGUGUUUUUGAGCAUGUCCAACAACAACAUAACUAAAUUGGACGCGAUGAUAUUUCGAGAUUUGUACCGGCUCCGAUCGUUACGACUGGAUAAUAACGGUGUUCAGUACUUGCCGGAGAACGUGUUUUCGUCGCUGAUAGACAUGAGAACGUUGGUGCUCUCCAGCAACAAAUUGACCAGAAUCGAUCAGUUCACGUUCGACGGUCUGCCCUCAUUAAACCAACUAUCGCUCGACAACAAUCAAAUACAGUACAUCGAUCCGGAGGCGCUGAGGAACUCUACCGAUUUGGAAUACUUACACCUCAACGGAAAUAAACUGUACGAUAUACCGGCGGUUCUGAAUAAUAUUCCCAAUCUAAAAACAUUGGAUUUGGGCUACAAUCAGAUCACCGACAUAUUCAACACGUCGUUUCCGGCCAUGAGUCAGCUCAUCGGGUUGAAACUGUUGAAAAAUCAAAUAUCCAAUGUGUCCAAGGGCGUUUUUGAUAGACUACCAGAACUGCAUCUCAUAAACCUCGCCAAUAAUAAAAUCCAAAAAAUAGAAGCCGGUACUUUUGAUAAUAACACUAGACUGGUAGCGGUCAGGGUGGACGGCAAUUAUUUACGGGACGUCGGUGGACUUUUUUCCAAACUGUCGAAUCUCGUGUGGUUAAACAUAUCGGAAAACUUCUUAGAAUGGUUCGAUUAUGCUCUGAUACCAACGGGAUUACAGUGGUUAGACAUACACGGCAAUCAAAUCACCGAGCUCGGUAAUCACUACGAGUUGGAAACGCAACUGACAGGAUUCGACGCCAGUAACAAUAAAUUGACUGAAGUGACUGGUAGUUCGAUCCCGGAUAAAGUACAAAAUCUGUAUCUGUCCAACAAUCAAAUUUCCAAAAUACAAUCGUACGCGUUUUUCAAAAAACCAAAUCUCACGCAAGUGGACCUGACCGGAAACCGUUUGAAAACACUGAACCCGCAAUCGCUUAGGAUAUCGACGGUUCCGGUGGGUCGGACUAUGCCACAGUUUCUAGUCGGCAACAAUCCGUUCGUGUGCGACUGUUCGAUGCAGUGGCUACAAGCGUAUAGUGUCGAACCCGAUCGGAACAAACCCAAACUUGUCGACUUGGAGACGGCCACGUGCGAGGUCAUAUACAAUCGAGGCGAGUCCCGAGUACUGUUGAAAGAAGCGUCCGAAGAACAGUUUUUGUGCCAAUACGACAUGGAGUGCGCGAAACGCAGCACGUGCGACUGUUGUGAUUUUGACGCUUGCGAUUGCAAAAUGAUAUGUCCAACGAAUUGUACGUGUUUCCAUAGCGUCAGCUCCACGUCCAACGUGGUCGACUGCUCGAGUGCCGGUUACAUAAACAGAGUGCCGGAUAAAAUACCGAUGAACACCACGGUUUUAUACUUGGACGGCAACACGAUCAAGACUCUGAGCACGCACACGUUUUUGGGCAGAAAAAUCUUGAAAGUUCUCUACUUGAAUUCUUCGAACGUGGAGCGCGUGCAAAACCGGACAUUCCACGGACUCAAGGAACUCGAAGUGCUACACUUGGACGACAACCGUAUAUCCACAUUGUACGGUGACGAGUUUUACGGACUGGACAAGCUCAAGGAGCUCUAUUUAAACCACAAUCGUAUAACGUACAUAAACAGCACGACAUUUCGUUUCCUGCAACAGCUGACCAUACUUCGCUUGGACCACAACCGGAUAGCACAGUUUCCGGUGUGGAGACUGUCGCCGACGCUCACCCAUCUGACCCUGGCCGAGAACCAGUGGAGUUGCGCUUGCGAUUUUGUUCAACAAAUGAAAGAGUUCCUACAAUACGCUGCGGACGCGGUGGUGGACGCCGAACAGGUCCGUUGCCUCGACCAUUCGGGCGGGUACAAUAUAAACAGCGAAAACGGUACGGUUUGCGGGCCCACGACCCCUUCGUCGGUCGAAAAACCGUUCAACACGUCGUCGAACACUAUCGAAGGAGCCCUCAACGGUGGUAACCUGACCGCGCCUACCAAGACCAUCAUCCAAAGGCCGGACAUUCAGGACUACAUACCGAUCCUGAUAGUGUCAUUUUCGGCCGUGUUUUUCAUAAUUGUCGCCGCCAUGAUGGUGUACGUUUUCCGACAUGAAAUGAAAGUUUGGUGUCACUCCAGAUUCGGCGUUCGGAUAUUCUGCAAGAGCACCGAGUUUGAGAUGGACGAGCGGGAUAAGUUGUUCGACGCGUUCGUCAGCUACAGUUCCAAAGACGAGGCGUUCGUUAUCGAGGAAUUGGCUCCGAUACUGGAAAAUGGCGACCCGUCGUACAAGUUGUGUCUGCACUACAGAGAGUUUCCAGCCGGUGGUUACAUAUCCGACACGAUCGUGCAGGCGGUGGAGUCGUCUAAACGCACGAUAAUGGUGCUAUCGGAGAACUUUAUUAAGUCUGAGUGGUGCCGGUUCGAAUUUAAAUCCGCACACCAUCAAGUACUCCGAGAUAAGAGGAAGAGACUGAUCGUUAUACUACUGGGAGAGGUGCCCAACAAGGACCUAGAUCCGGACAUCCGACUCUACCUCAAGACUAAUUCGUACCUGCAGUGGGGUGACAAGCAUUUCUGGGAGAAGCUGAAAUUCGCGCUUCCGGACGUCCCCAACAACCAAAGGCCGAAAACAAUCAACCACAAGCAUCACCACCACCAUCAUCACCAUCACAGAGGGGUACACAACAACUACUCAAGACCGCUUGCCAUUCAUAUAUAA